GCUCAGCUUCCUUUCAGCGGUAGACCGUUGCCUCGCGCACCACUAAGCGCUUUUUGUUGUGAGACGCAGAGGGUUGCGGAGUCAUGGGUAAGCUUAAGGAAUUCGAUAUUACUUUCACCAACAACAAGGUGGUCUACAGCCCUGGCGAAUCCAUAAGUGGGUCUGUGAAAAUUACAACCGGUACCUCACUGCAAUAUAAGGCCAUUAAGGUGAACUGCCUGGGAUCAUGUGGGGUCUCCAACAAAAUGAACGACAUGUCAUGGACACUGGAAGAGCAAUACUUCAGCAGCACACUGUCUGUAGCUGACAAAGGUACCCUGGCAGCUGGCGAGCACAGCUUCCCUUUUCAAUUUCUCAUUCCAGUGGCUGCCCCGACCUCCUUUGAAGGGCCCUUUGGGAAGAUUGUUUACCGUGUGAGAGCCGUCAUAGACACACCUCGCUUCUCCAAGGACUACAAGGCCCAGAGGCCCUUCUACCUACUUAACCUGCUCAACCUCAACCAAGUGCCCAACAUUGAGCAACCCAGUUAUACUGUGACCACUAAGAGGUUCAGCUACCUCCUGGUGAAGACGGGCACCCUCAUGAUGAAGGCUUGCAGUGACCAGAGGGGAUACACACCAGGCCAGAUCAUCAGACUAGCCACUGAGAUCCACAACAAGUCAGGCAAGGACACGGGCUGUGUGCUGGCCAGCCUCAUACAGAAAGUGACUUAUAAGACCAAACGGGCUGUUUUCGACCUGCGGACCAUAGCAGAGGUAGAGGGGGCGGGAGUGAAGGCGGGGAAACACGCUGAGUGGCGGGAGCAAAUCAUCGUACCGCCCCUCCCCCAGUCUGGCCUGGCCGGCUGUAGCCUUAUAGAGAUCGAUUACUUCAUCCAGGUAUCACUAAAGUCCCCCGAGACAGUUGUCACUUUACCCAUCUACAUCGGGAACAUCGCUGUCAACUUGAUCCCGUCACGACCUAUGCCCUCAAUUCCAGCCACAACAACCAUCAGCCCCAACCCCGGCCCAGAAGGGGUUACCCCGAGCGCGCCCCCGGCUGAGGAGGACUUGGAGGAGGUGUUGGGUGCAGGGGGUUUGGUUAGCGAAGAGAUCCCCACAAAGAGUCACUCCCAGCAGGACCAAUCCGGCCAGCCCCCCACCAUGUCCCCCAGUGUAUUCAGCUACGCUCCCGGUGUAGAUUUCCCCCCCAGCCAGCGACGUGCCAAUGACACCUCAACGCCUCUGUUCUGUGUGUCUACUGGGGCCACCAUCCCCUUCUUCACAGAAGGAAAUGCCACCCCAGUACCCACGUCCUGUCCUCUCAUACUCCCCCCUGAGUACAGCACCUGGGACUUCACACAUGAACCCCCUCCCACAUAUGAGGAGAGCUGCAGCAGUAACAACUCCAGCUUCAACAACAGCAGACCGCAGGAGUGAGGACUGAGCAUAGUGCAGCUCACAACCACAAUUACACUCCCUAAAGGACCAAUAGGAUACUGCAACCCUUUCUCCAAGUGCACAGAACUUGCUCUCCUCCUAAAUAUUACUUUAAAAUAUAUUUUUUUAUAGGGAUCAUAUCAGAUUUUUGUAUUAUAGUUUAUACCCUCUUCUCCCUGGCUUAAAGGACCUGCUGUUAUAUAGAUGGAAUGAGAGUGCAAAUUCCCUGUGCAUAACAGGAGGACUUCAGAGACAACUUAUAGAAGGUAGGAUAUUCCAUAAUUGGAGUCUAUUGGAGACUGAACGUAGUGGGUAAUACAAAUUGUGAAUAUUCUUGCAUUGUUGACUUGAAAUUGUUGUAGGCCUGCUACUAUAUCUCAUUUUUCAUCCUUCAAACACAACCAAAAUCUGGUCUUUAUUGGAGUUUCCUUCCAAAUGUGCACACUACUGUAAUUCCGAACCACUUCCACCGCAGUGGCUCCCUCUUUUGAUGAGAGGAGUAGGGGUGACCUAGCUGGACAUGAGGUUCUUAGCAUGUCUACCCCCUGGUGGCCAUCAACAGAAGAGAAUGGAGCCUAUUGGAAAAGCUUCAGAUCUUCACUUAAGUUCAAUGAUGCCUGCUGACGAAGAACAUACUCCAUCAACCUCUGAUCUACUGACAAGGAGCUUCUGGAAUGUGCAUCUUAUCUUGUCACACCUCGUCAUCCUGAAACAGACAAGCGGGACAAUGUACUCUUGGGUAUGCAGGGGAACUGACGUAGCAAGGGUUAAUAUGCAUUUAUGACAUCUAAUGCAAACACCAACUUUUCUUUCACCUUCUUUACCCUGAAUUAAUGGAGAUGAUCUGUUGAUUUUCCCCAUGUGGCCUUAACUCAUUCUGUUCUAACUACAUUACUAUGUGCUGAUGAAGAGUUGUCUUCAGGGUUGCUGUUGCUUUUGAAAUGGCAGUCCAUGCUGAUCAAAUGUGUUGGUGUGACAACCAACAGUGUUAAAUGUUCAAGCACAAGACAGCACUUUUUGACAGUUUGAAAACUGUGCAUGUAUCUGUUUUUGUGUGUGAAAGAGUAUAUAGUGUACCAGUUUGUGUGUGAAUGGGUAUAUGGUGUACCAGUUUGUGUGUGAAUGGGUAUAUGGUGUACCAGUUUGUGUGUGAAUGGGUAUAUAGUGUACCAGUUUGUGUGUGAAUGGGUAUAUAAUGUACCAGUUUGUGUGUGAAUGGGUAUAUAGUGUACCAGUUUGUGUGUGAAUGGGUAUAUAAUGUACCAGUUUGUGUGUGAAUGGGUAUAUAGUGUACCAGUUUGUGUGUGAAUGGGUAUAUAAUGUACCAGUUUGUGUGUGAAUGGGUAUAUGGUGUACCAGUUUGUGUGUGAAUGGGUAUAUAGUGUACCAGUUUGUGUGUGAAUGGGUAUAUAAUGUACCAGUUUGUGUGUGAAUGGGUAUAUAGUGUACCAGUUUGUGUGUGAAUGGGUAUAUAAUGUACCAGUUUGUGUGUGAAUGGGUAUAUGGUGUACCAGUUUGUGUGUGAAUGGGUAUAUAGUGUACCAGUUUGUGUGUGAAUGGGUAUAUGGUGUACCAGUUUGUGUGUGAAUGGGUAUAUGGUGUACCAGUUUGUGUGUGAAUGGGUAUAUAGUGUACCAGUUUGUGUGUGAAUGGGUAUAUGGUGUACCAGUUUGUGUGUGAAUGGGUAUAUAGUGUACCAGUUUGUGUGUGAAUGGGUAUAUAGUGUACCAGUUUGUGUGUGAAUGGGUAUAUGGUGUACCAGUUUGUGUGUGAAUGGGUAUAUAGUGUACCAGUUUGUGUGUGAAUGGGUAUAUAGUGUACCAGUUUGUGUGUGAAUGGGUAUAUAAUGUACCAGUUUGUGUGUGAAUGGGUAUAUAGUGUACCAGUUUGUGUGUGAAUGGGUAUAUAGUGUACCAGUUUGUGUGUGAAUGGGUAUAUGGUGUACCAGUUUGUGUGUGAAUGUGUAUAAAGUGUACCAGUUUGUGUGUGAAUGGGUAUAUAGUGUACCAGUUUGUGUGUGGCUGUGUAUAAAGUGUACCAGUUUGUGUGUGGCUGAUCGCCCCUCCUGUCUUUGAUAGUUGAUAGUGUUGGACAUCUCAAUUUGAAAGCCAAACAUCAGGCAACAUCAUCCACUCUGUUUGUAUGAGUGUUUGUUUUGUAUGUCUGUCUUGUUUCUGUCUCAAUUACAGCAUCCUUUUUUAUAAGCCAACCUCAUUGUGGCUUAUGUAUUCACAGAGUUGUAUGAAACAACCUUUAGCACCUGCUGUGGGAAUACAUGUACCGCCAUCCCUCCUCAAAAGGUAGCCUAUAUAGUACAGUCUCAGAACAAAUUCUUAUUUUUAAUAAGGUAUCAGCUCUGAAAGAACCAUAGAAAUGACACCUGUAUUUACCAUGUGCUAUUCCGUUAUCUCCAAGAUUACUACGGCAGCUAGGUUCUCGAGUCAUUUCAGGCUGCCUUUAUCAAUCCUGCCCCAUUGUUUGUAUUUCUCUUCACGAAAGUACUAUAGCUUUAUAAACUCCGACAUGUUUUUCAUUGUCCAUUCUUUUCCCCUCACAAAUGGGUGUGUGGUUUUGUAUUUUUCUAUUUGUAAACUGUUUUCUGGUGCAUAUGGUAGCCAUUUGAGAAAGAGAAAAUAUUCUGGAAAAUAGUAGCAUCCUGGUUAAUCAAUGUAAUAUUUCAACUUGUCCAAAUUGUACAGUGUACCAAUAAAAUUAACUGUCAUAUCA
Messenger RNA from Oncorhynchus masou masou (cherry salmon), 4145 nucleotides. Its product is annotated as arrestin domain-containing protein 1-like. The transcript is spliced from 8 exons. Lineage: Eukaryota; Metazoa; Chordata; Actinopteri; Salmoniformes; Salmonidae. The record is from RefSeq and is a predicted model, not a curated record. Bases 84 to 1418 code for a protein of 444 amino acids. Gene Ontology annotation, cellular component: cytoplasm. Gene Ontology annotation, biological process: protein transport. Gene Ontology annotation, molecular function: ubiquitin-like ligase-substrate adaptor activity; ubiquitin protein ligase binding.